Otolemur garnettii (small-eared galago) is the source of this 4116-nucleotide messenger RNA. RefSeq names its product synaptotagmin 4 (gene SYT4). The transcript is spliced from 4 exons. Lineage: Eukaryota; Metazoa; Chordata; Mammalia; Primates; Galagidae. The record is from RefSeq and is a predicted model, not a curated record. Gene Ontology annotation, cellular component: membrane; axon; synapse. Gene Ontology annotation, molecular function: SNARE binding; calcium-dependent phospholipid binding; clathrin binding. Bases 367 to 1644 code for a protein of 425 amino acids. Gene Ontology annotation, biological process: regulation of calcium ion-dependent exocytosis; regulation of dopamine secretion; cellular response to calcium ion.
GAUGAGUAUGUGUUGAAUCCUCAAGAGAAGCGAGAGGAAGCAAGAAGGAGGGGGGGAAGGAGGGGAGGAGGGCAGGUGCUGAUUUCAGCCCUGUAGCGUCAGGAUUGCGUCAAUUCGGGUUUCAGCCACGUCUGGAGUCUCGGAGACAAGCUUCUCAGAAGAGCCAAAACAGGAACAGGGGCGGCAAAUCACCGAGCGAGGGCGAGUGGACCUCCCUCCUCGCCUCCUCCCUGUUCCAGGCGCUGGUCCCCUGGGCUCCGCGCUGUUGUUUUCAGGACUCGGAAAGCCAGCGCUUCAGUUCCAGACAAGCGAAUCAAACCAGGAGGUUUUCUGUUCAGCACCUCGGACAGAACACGCAGUAAAAAAAUGGCUCCGAUCACUAACAGCCGGGAAGAAUUUGAUGAAAUCCCCACCGUUGUGGGGAUCUUCAGUGCAUUUGGCCUGGUCUUCACGGUUUCUCUCUUUGCAUGGAUCUGCUGUCAGAGAAAAUCAUCCAAGUCUAACAAGACUCCUCCAUACAAGUUUGUGCAUGUGCUUAAGGGAGUUGAUAUCUACCCUGAAAAUCUAAAUAGCAAAAAGAAGUUUGGAGUAGAUGAUAAAAAUGAAAUAAAGAAUAAGCCAGCAGUGCCAAAGAAUUCAUUGCAUCUAGAUCUUGAGAAGAGAGAUCUCAAUGGCAAUUUUCCCAAAACCAACCUCAAAGCCAGCAGCCCCUCUGAUUUGGAGAAUGUGACCCCAAAGCUCUUUUUAGAAGGAGAAAAAGAAGCAGUUUCCCCUGAUAGCUUAAAGUCCAGCACUUCCAUUACUUCAGAGGAGAAACAAGAGAAGUUGGGAACCCUCUUCUUCUCCUUAGAAUACAACUUUGAGAAAAAAACAUUCGUGGUAAAUAUUAAGGAGGCCUGUGGCUUGCCAGCCAUGGAUGAGCAGUCAAUGACCUCUGACCCGUACAUCAAAAUGACAAUCCUCCCUGAGAAGAAGCAUAAAGUGAAAACCAGAGUGCUGAGAAAGACCUUGGAUCCAGCUUUUGAUGAGACCUUUACAUUUUAUGGGAUCCCCUACACCCAGAUCCAAGAAUUGGCCUUGCACUUCACAAUCUUGAGUUUUGACAGGUUUUCAAGAGAUGAUAUCAUUGGGGAAGUCCUUAUUCCUCUCUCAGGAAUUGAAUUAUCUGAUGGAAAAAUGUUAAUGAGCAGAGAGAUCACCAAGAGAAAUGUUAGGAAGUCUUCAGGACGGGGUGAGUUACUGAUCUCUCUCUGCUAUCAGUCCACCACAAAUACUCUUACGGUUGUUGUCUUAAAAGCUCGACACCUGCCUAAAUCUGAUGUGUCUGGACUUUCAGAUCCCUACGUCAAAGUGAACCUGUACCACGCCAAAAAGAGAAUCUCCAAGAAGAAGACUCAUGUGAAGAAAUGCACCCCCAAUGCAGUGUUCAAUGAGCUGUUUGUCUUUGAUAUUCCUUGUGAGGGCCUCGAAGAAAUAAGUGUUGAAUUUCUGGUUUUGGAUUCUGAAAGGGGAUCCCGAAAUGAGGUGAUUGGGCGGUUGGUCCUGGGUGCAGCAGCAGAAGGAACCGGUGGUGAGCACUGGAAAGAGAUCUGUGACUACCCCAGGAGACAGAUUGCUAAGUGGCACAUGCUCUGUGAUGGUUAGCAAUCUCGCAAUGAUUUGGAACUUAAGGAUUUUUACUAGGCAAGGAGCAAGUUUCUUUCUUUCUCUAUUGGAUUGCAACCUUGUGACAGAAAGCUAUCUUUUUGUUAUUGUUGUUGUUAAGAAAUGGAUUGAAUUAGUAGACCAGAAAGUAACUACAAGUGUGUAUCAUGAUAAUUUCCCCCUUUCUCAGAGGAGUUGGAUAAAUUUUCAUAAGAUAUUCAAUUUCCCCUACAGGUUACCAGUGAUAUAAAUAGGAAUAGGCAAGCAUUUUAUGGCUACUGCACUAGAAUCCCAAAUAAGAAAUGUGACAAUUCCAUUGUCACAUGUCACACUAAAUCCAUGUGACCGUUGAAUCUGAGAAUGAGAAGAAUGACUUCUCUUAUGAAAAUUCAUCCAUUUUUCUUCUGGUUGGGGAAAUAAAUUUUUCUUUAAAUCCAAAGAUAUUAAGGAAAUGUUCUCUAGUUUGUUUUUAUUAAUUAUGUUAUAUGUAAAUGCUUGUCCUUCAUAUAAAAGUAUCUGGUCAUUUCUCUUUGGUUUUUAAUUAUUUGAUACAAUUUUAUCAUGAAAGGAAUAACUUUGGGUGCAUUUUAAGAGGAUAGUGAACAAGCUGAAAAAUUAUUUUAUCAAAGGGCUGAGUUGAAAACACUGUGGCUGAAAUACGAUUUUUCUCCCCCCUAAGGUUACAUGUGAGUCAAAAUGUUGUAAAAUAUAACCUCACAUAAGAACCAUGGCCUUGAAUUAUUCACUGCCUGUCACAAGCUUCAGUGUGGCCUAAGAAACCCUUAUUUACCUUCAUGAAGUUGUAGAACUAUCUUUUGGAUAAAGUAAACUUUAGCUAGAAAUCCAGUUAGGAGUGGUGUUUUCUUUUUGGAAUUGUACAGUAUGGAAAUGUACUUUCAAGGCCAUCCUUUGUACCCAGAAUGGGCAUGGCCACCUAAUCUUUAUUUUACUGGUUUCUUUUUUCCCCAGAGAAAAGACUGAGCUACUAUUUGAAAGGAAAAGAAAAGAAAAAAAAGAAAAGACCGUGAACUUUUAUACAUUCCCAGACAGAAAGUGUUACUUAACCCAACAAAGGAAUAAGACUAAAAAAUAGUUAGAGCAAGUCUAAUAUAAUUGACAUAUGUUCACACAAAAUAUACUAACAGACUGUCAAAUUAGCACAAAAUAGAAUGUGUUUCAUUAUCUUUUCUAGGCAAAUUUGUCUUGAGCUGUUGUCUGUAGAACAGUUUACAGACUUGUGUUUUGUAUCCUUUUUCAGUGCCAGGGUUCUGAAAUUCAUUCAAAACCAGUUAGUGUAAAGCAGCACCCUGUGAUCACUUGGAGACAACUAACUUGAGUGUAUUCACUGUAUUUGAGUUCUUAGAGAAGUGUGAGUGGAACUUGGGUGUGCUUGAAUUACUAAAUAUGCAAGUUAGAAAUAAAAUCUACUGAAAAAUUUACAUUUGGGGUCAGGUUUUGUGUCAGUACUUUAGCAGUUUUUGAAAAUGUGUUUGAUAUCGCAGUGUUUGUAAAUUCUAUGACAAUGCAUUUUCCAAAUAACUUACAUAUGCUUUUUAUGACUAUGCCUAAUGUAAAAAAGAAAUGUAUGACAUUCUGUAUGUACAAAGAUCGAAAAUCAACCUCUUUUCUGUGCUUUAAGACAAGUUUGAGAUUAAAAAAAGAGUAUUCCUCAAUCAUUGUCUUCAUUCCACUGCAAAGUCACCUCACAACAUCUUGGUCCACUUGCCAUUUCUGUGAAAGCAACCUGAAGUGAACUAAGGAUAGUCAGUGUGUAGCUGGGGAAGGCACAUGGCCCGCUGACAUAUGUAAUUUUCGAAUCCUGGGCCAUGGGAUGGAAUAUAUUUUGGAGCUCUGAAAAGUUGUGAGGGUCAAGGAUAGGUAUUCAUUGCAGCAGCCAGAAGUUAAUGGUGGUACCAGCUAAAGUAUAGCUGUUGGGAGAGGGAGAUUUUUUUUUUUUUUAAGUGGAACAAUGAAACUAACAACAAAUACUUUUAACAUUACAAGAAAAAAUUGUAAAUAGUUUUUAGCUUUUAAAAUUUAAAGUGUUUUUGAGUGUGAAAAGUUGAGUAAAACUGUUGGGAAGUGGUUUUAAGGAAAGAAAGGAAAUAGAAGAACAGGAUUGAAACAGCCAGGGAGAUCAAUGAUCUCAUCAUUUCUGAAAGUUGUACUGUUUUAUAAUGUAUUACAAUAUCAAUGUGAAUAUCUUGAAUUCUGUUACUAAUUCUGCACUGUAUUAAACAUGUAAAUUAAUUGUUUGUCUGAUUAGCCAACCUAGCCACCCUAAGCGGGAGGUAUACAUGUUUGAGAAACUGUGUAAUUCAGUAACUGACUUGUUCUGAUGUUGUAACUCAAUAGAAGUGAUUUGGAAGGAAGCAUGGAGUACGCGACGGUGUCUGUUCCUUUGUGCCAGCUCUGUAUGAUGUUUGUAAGACCAUGUUUGUAACACAUGAAUAAAUCGCUGCUUUUGCCCAA